Messenger RNA from Talaromyces atroroseus, 5622 nucleotides. Its product is annotated as Vacuolar membrane-associated protein iml1. The transcript has a single exon. Gene Ontology annotation, molecular function: GTPase activator activity. Gene Ontology annotation, cellular component: GATOR1 complex. Gene Ontology annotation, biological process: negative regulation of TORC1 signaling; intracellular signal transduction; positive regulation of autophagy. The coding region runs from base 1 to 5622 and encodes 1873 amino acids. NCBI's taxonomy places the organism in Eukaryota, Fungi, Ascomycota, Eurotiomycetes, Eurotiales, Trichocomaceae. The record is from RefSeq and is a predicted model, not a curated record.
AUGUUACCGCGGCGUGCGCCUUCCAGAGGCUCUCAUCUCCGCCAGGUCAGUGCCGCGAGCCUGGACAGCAACUCGCCCAUUUCCUCACCACCGCCCCAAGAACCGUCAGCUGCCAAUCUUAGGAUAGACAGCCCUUUUUCUGCUGGGCCAUGGCGUCAAAUUUGUACCCUUUGGUUUCACGACGAUAAAUUUUCAAAGGAUGAGGUCUUGUUCAACAAUUCGGCAUUCAGCGAUUCUGGAAUCAGCCCCGGCGAUGUGCUCGAAGUUGUUGAUUUGGACAGUACCUAUGAGUUGGGCUCCAGGAAACUCAAUGAGAGCAGUGCCCAAGGAGAUGCCAAAACUCGCUCGAAAUUUUCCUCGCCCGCUCAACACAGAUGUCUCUUCGUAGUGAAACCAAUGCCCCAAGAUAUCAAGCAACGAAAUCCGAAAUUAGAGCUCUCUAUAAAUCACCAGGUUGCCAAAACAUUUGGCUUCAAGAACCUCAGUCAAGUUCUUAUCUCGCAUAUUGAUCGCUCGCAGUGCUCAGCGUCCCACGUUGACAUCUCGUUCCGUGACGAGUAUUUGGUACGGGCCGAUAUGUGGAGGUUGGUGACUUCUGAAUUAGUCAAUAAGACAGUCUAUAAGGACCAAAAGAUUGUCUUUAUGGGAACUAUUAAAGCAACGGUGAAGAAUAUCUUUAUUGGAGGUAAAAAGGUCCUUUCAGGAUAUUUCGCCCCUAACACGAUCCCUGUCUUUCGAAGUGAGGCGGCAAGAUACGUCGUAUUCAUUCAAAUGUCAAGGGAGAUGUGGGACUUUGAUGCGGAAGGUACUGGGGAUAUUCUGUUUAGCAGGGUUAUCAAUGGAUUCUUGCCUGAACUCUUCAAGCGUUGGCAAAACAUCGAGGCUCGGCACUUGGUUACUAUCGUACUAUUCACUCGUGUUGAGUAUGAUUUGACCCAGGAGAACGAAAUGAAGUCGCUAAAUGGCUUGUCCGCUGCCAACCAUAUUCCUAGUCAGGAUUUUUAUCGGGUCGUUGUCAAUGAUAUUGCAAGCGGCCACUGGACCACAAUACUGGAUGAGCUCAAAACGAAUUUCAGGACAUUCCUGAGAGAUGUCUCAAUUCAAAGAUUUGUUGAAACUGUUGCUCCCAAUUCAGAAAAGAAGCCUCUCUCAAUAUCAGGUCGUCCUACGUCUGCUAUUCGAGGAAACAUGCUGGAGGCUAUUCACUUGGCGACGUCAUAUCUAUCUCUCGAGAAUAUUGAUCGUGACUUGAACCGCACUGGUCAUUCUAUUGUCGUUAUCACUCCGGGAUCGGGGCUUUUUGAAGUUUCAUAUGAAUCUUUGGCUGCCACCACUGAUGCCGUCACGAACAUGGGAAUUGCCAUUGACCUGGUCAGCCUGAGUCCUAUGCCACUUCACUCAGUGCCCCUUUUUAAAUACAGAUCUCCCCAUGGAAAUUUAGGUGCAUCUCGUUCUAGAAAUGUACGAGGUAUUGAACAUCUAGAAGCUCAGCCAUCUAUGUCAAGUUUCAGCAGUAAAUCGCCGACUGCCUCCCUUAGGGAUUCAGAAUUAAGUCCAGUCGCUCGCACCUUGUCAUCACAGGAUGCCCUACCAGCACACUCAAAGGAAUGGCAUUUUGGAAUCCCGCAUUGGUUGGAUAUUUCUUUUUGGAACCCAGCAACAUAUAAAGAGGGUCGCCGAAUCACCAAAAAUGACUUAAAUGCCCCGAUUCCAUUCACGGUCAACAAAAGGUCCAAGACGUUUGUACCACGAGUGCGGCUGUAUGAGAUUCAAAUGAUGGGUAUCAUGGAAAGCGAACAAUCAAAUAUAUCAAUUCCUUACCUUUCAGAAAAAGACUUUGGAUUUCAAAGAGUCGAGAGUAUUUCUUCGGGGGGCUAUACAGGUGUCCCCACACCGAAUUUUGCUAAACAGGCACAUUCCACAAGCCCCUCGUACAGAGCUCAACUUAGCGACAGUUUAAGACCGGAGGCGUUCUUAUCAAGCUUCUCAAGUGCGAAGAUGUUGAUGAUGAAUAGUCCAGCAAAACGCCAGAAGAAGUCUGAGAAAUGGAUGGAUGAAUAUGACGAGAAUGUGUUUCGGUCAGUUCCCAAAAAAGACCAUGGUCGCAAGAUUGUCAAAUCUAAAAAAAUACCGGAACCUGUAAGUUAUGUGUCUCGUGCUCACGAUCGUUCAUCUGUACGAUCCAUUCUGAGUCCAAGAGACCGUGAGUCUCCCGAACUGGAACGGUCAUACUCAACGCAAUUAAGUCCUCGCAAUAAAGAUCCCGCAAUAUCACUCCAGCUUCCUCCUCGACCAAGGGACCAACCGCAUAUUAAACCAGCGAUAAAAAGCAACAAAGCUCCUAGGAUUUCAAGGACUAUUAGCUUUGCUCUCCGGGGGCUCGGCAUUGGCCCCCCACGUGCUCAGGCUAGCACUGGAGUCAAUGCCGAGCACGCUCUGGGGCGGGCCACCCCAGCAAAAACAUCUUCAACUGCCAGCAUAUCAGAUCGUGAGAGCUCACCAAGACCUUCGUCAUCGGCGCUAGAUGAUAGCUCUUCAACAAUCAGCGUGGAAUUAUCUCAGGGUUCACUUACUCCUAGAAAGUCCGUGGAAACCUUGGAGUUGCCCCAACCCCUACCAAUUGCUCAAGCGCGACCCAUAUCUAUCAAAAGCAUCAGCAAGAAAUCGGUCGAUGGAUCGCAUCAUGAUCAAAGUAAUGCUGAAGCCCCAUUACCUACAGCGGUAGAGAUGAUCAUGGAAGCCGGUACGCAUAGGGCUAGUCAAGGGCCAUUUCCCAUGAAGAGAACUGGUCCCAAAAGACCUGGCCCUAGAUUUGAAAUUACAAGAUCUCAUGACAUGCCCACCAGUGUAUCCCCGAAUCGAACACUUGCUCCCUGGGUUAGAUCCAUUAACCCCUCAAAUACACCGAAAGCAGCAUUGAGGGAUGCGAGCUGGUUUGGCCGCUGGCAGCACGCCUAUCCUCGACCACCACGUGUCGCUCUUGUUAAAUGGAAAAGUUUAAAAACCCCAGCAAUUUUACCAUUGACCACAGAGGAGUUUCCUUCCUCUAAGGAGCUUGCGGCAAACUAUCUUCAAACACCAUACCGAGUUUUUCCCAACGAUGAAAACGAUAGCAGUGACACACCCAGAACACAGGACGAGAUACUACGUGAUAUGGUGGCUUUAAGGCUCUCCCAUGGCUUCCAAAUUGUUAUCGGAAGCGCUGUGGCAGAAGCCACGGGGGAACCUUCCCUAGAAUCACUAAAUGUCUUUGAUCCGAAACGGUUCGCUGAAGAAGAUGUUACUGUCGUCCUUUCGAAAGGCAAUGUUAUUCACAGACUGUCUAGCGUCGCUGGCGGCGAGAUUGAAGUCACGAGGUUUACGCGUCUUUCAAAUGUUUCGGAACUCGAGAAGAGUGGCUCUCUUAUUUAUUCCCAUGCGAUUCGCUCAAUUUUGGCCAAAAAAUAUGAGUUAACCCAAGUUAAACUUCUAUCGUCGUUUGAUGAAUAUAAUUGGAAUUAUGCAGAUAAUUAUAUUGCUGGCCAUAGAGAUCACUUGACCGAUCCAACGAGACAGCUUAGAUUCUGGCGACUUCGAUUUGUCUUCAUUCCUUUGCAUUUGCCGCCCAACGCAAGGCGCCACAUGCAGCCAUUUAAUGAAGAUAAUGAGGAAGAAAUCCAUCUUCUCGGCAUCAGCCAGUUGACUUCGUUAUGGCAGCGUAACAAGUACGUACCAGCAGACGAUAAACGCUUCCAAUCUACGAGUCGGGCGCAAAAGGACCCAAACCCGCUAAAUAUUCUUUACCAAACCCAAAAUCCGUCUGAUCUAGUUGGGGCCGAACUUGCCAGACUUUUGCUCACUGACCCUGGGCUUGACAAUGCGCCAACUCAGCUAUUGCCCGAGUCAGAGCUGCUUGAACGGUCUGACUUUGGACCUGGUUCUCUGAUGACUUUAGCUCAUAUCAUGCAAGGCGAAACAGGAGUACGCUUGAUGGAUCGAAGGUGGCAUUUCCGGCUUCAUUAUAGUUGCUUCAUUGGAUCCGAGUUUACAACGUGGCUAGUGCAGACAUUCAGAGAUAUAGAUAGUCGGGACGAAGCCAUUAAAUUCGGAAACGAACUUAUGAAACUUGGACUAUUUGUUCAUGUGGAAAAGAGGCAUAACUUUCGGGAUGGUAACUACUUCUACCAGAUUGCAACACAAUACCGAGUUUCACGCCCCGAAUCAAAGAGCGGAUGGUUCCCUGGUCUUUCAGGGAAAUCGGAUUAUUCCGUGCCUCCCACUCCAUCUGGCGAGGUUACAAGGGAGCUACCAAGCGGUGAGGUGUCCAGGUCUGAGAGUUCAAAUGAAACGGUGACAUCUACGGUAAACACGCCAUCAAAGGUCAAAAAUAAAAUGACCAUCAUGCUUUCCAAGUCACUGAAAUACGACUUGGAUCCUCGCAAGCGUUCCAGUCGCCCAGAAGUUAUCGAUCUGCAUUACGAUAGGCUCCAUAACCCGGAAAACUGCUUUCAUAUAGAACUGAGCUGGAUGAGUGCAACUGCUAAAUUGGUCGAUGACGCAGUAAAUUCAUGGGCAUCAACAGCCGAAAGAUACGGUUUAAAGUUGGUACAAGUACCAAUUGCAGAAGCAGCAGGUACAGUCAAGACACAAACAUUCAGGAAGCUUUACCGCAUCAAAUUGAGUGUUGAGCCGCCGCCUACGCCAAGUUAUCUAUCAUUUGGAGCGACCAACUUUUCGCAACAAGGAAAAUCGGACAAGCAUUUCUACCAGAAAGCACUGCUUCGAAAGUUUGAUUUCGUCCUAGACUUUGAGGCUGCAUCUGCAUUCUCACCUGAUGUAGAGGUACUCUAUUCGUGGGGUAAGCCAGACUACCAAUAUACACAGUACAUCCAUAGGACAGGAUGUUUGCUUGCCCAGAUAUCAGAUGAAGGAGAUUUAUUACUACUUGCAAAUCGUCUAGUCAGCACCAAAAGCGCAGCUGGCCGAGACGCGGGUCACCACAAAUUCGACCAUCGGGCUAAUGAUUACCAUCGUCCUCGUACCAAUACAUACACAUACGAUCCAAUGUUUUCACCACGUCUGUCACCUCAUGUCCGACCGACUGGAGAGCUCUCAACCUCCUCUUCUACCAUUAACAUUAACAACACCGUCGCCACGUCUUCUACUAUCCCCUCGCUAACGAUUAACCCUCCUGCCUCCUCCCCUUCCGGUAUUUCUCCAACCUUAAUCGACUCUGCGAAUUUUUACAGAACGCCUGAAAAUCUAAAAUCCCAAAUCGAAGAGUUCUGCCAUGACCCUAUCCGUCUGCAACAAUUCUACGCCGAAGAGCACAUACGUGCCUCUUCGACACGCAUUGGACCAACGACGGUGCCGCUGCCUUCUUCUUCAUCCAUCACAAACCCGGCUUUGGAAGCUUCUAUUCCAUCAUUGGAACUUCCUGCUAGUGUUUUGGGACAUCACAUUUCACCGCCAGCACAGUUGGAGACGCAGUCGUACAUUGCUACAAACAGAUCGUUCCUGGGCGGGAGUUUGACGGGGUCGCCGAUGAAAGUAGCAGAGGAUGCUGCCGUUGCAAAGAAAGAAGGGAAGGGCAAAGAGAGUCAUUCGGAAGAUAACGCAUUCGGGGAUGGCAGUCCAAACUAG